Molecule: messenger RNA, 1626 nt
Organism: Botrytis sinoallii
Lineage: Eukaryota; Fungi; Ascomycota; Leotiomycetes; Helotiales; Sclerotiniaceae
Exons: 9
Coding region: 1-1626 (541 amino acids)
Biological process (GO): carbohydrate transport; transmembrane transport
Cellular component (GO): membrane
Molecular function (GO): carbohydrate:proton symporter activity
Source: RefSeq, a predicted model, not a curated record
AUGACCGCGGAUGAAAAUAUAGGUGUUGGUACGCACCAAGAACAUAACAAUGAAAAGCAUGUGACCCAAAUUAAAGUGGUGAAAGGCGAUGAGGCUUUCGCGCAAGCAAUGUUGAAGGAGCCACCAAAAACAUGGUCAGGACGAUCCUUCAUACUAUACGCUUGUGCGCUAGUGGCUUUCUUUUGCAGCACUUGCAACAGAUUUGAUGGCUCUAUGUUCAACUCUCUUCUCGCAUUGGAGCAAUUUAGGAAGUACUUCAAUGUGGCUAACGAUCGUGCUUGGAAUGGAAUCGUUACUUCUAUGUAUUCGAUCGGCAGUGUGGCAGCUAUUCCUUUUAUCGGGCCGGCGAUCAAUACUUGGGGAAGAAAGAUCGGAAUCUAUAUCGGAGCUUCAUCGAUUGUGCCGGGAACUAUAGUCCAAUCUACCACACUUAACUCGAGUAAUGUCAUCGGGCAGUUCAUGGGCGGCAGGUUUCUGCUUGGAUUUGGUGUGGGUAUUGUUGCAUCAGCGGGCCCAAUUUAUGUUGUCGAAACAUCGCAUCCUGCCCACCGAGGUGUUUUCACUGCUUUCUAUAAUACCUUUUGGUUUGUUGGCUCAAUUCUUGCUUCGGGAUCUGCACGAGCAAGUGCGGACUUAUCCGGUAACCGGUCCUGGCAAGUUCCAUAUGGUCCCUUCCCGAGAGUCCACGUUGGCAAUACGUACAUGGACAGCGAGACAAGGCGAAAGCGAUGCUUACAAGAUACCAUGGAUAAGGAAACCCAAAUAACAUUUGGGUCGAAAUGCAGCUUCAUGAAUAUGAAGAGUAUCUGGAACUGGAUGGAGCAGACAAGAGAUGGUGGGAUUAUCGAGCACUGUUCAAAGAUAAAGCUUUCAAGAUACCGUUUGGCAUGCAACUGCACAAUUGCCAUAUUCGGACAGUGGGCUGGCAACGGUCCAAUUUCAUACUUCAUUUCGGCUGUUCUUGAUACAGCAGGAAUUAAGGAUUCCAUAACACAACUGAACCUCAACCUAGGUUCAAAUAUCAUGCAGUUUGGCUUGGCUUUGUUUGGUGCUUCCCUCGUAGAUAAGGUAGGUCGUCGUCCUCUGCUUCUAUUCGCAAACAUUGGAUGCGCUAUAGUAUGGAUCGGGGCUACAGUUUCAUCAUCCAUCAAUGCCAAUACAGGUAGCAAGAGCAGUGGCUCUGCUGUUGUGGCGAUGAUUUUCCUCUUCGACGCAAUUUUCAGUGUAGGUUUUACACCGUUGCAAGCAUUAUACCCUGUAGAAGUCCUGAGUUUUGAGAUGAGGGCAAAAGGAAUGGCAUUUAGCAACUUUGCUGUGCCGGCAGCGACCCUCGUGAACCAGUUCGCAUAUCCUGUGGCUUUGGAGAAGAUCAAGUGGAAAACCUAUAUCGUUUUUGUGCUUUGUUGUCCAAUACAGGCGCUUGUGAUUUAUUUCUUCAUCCCUGAGACGAAGAAUCGUACUUUGGAAGAACUAGAUGAUAUCUUCCGAGCCAAGAACCCAAGGAAAGCAUCUCUUGAAAGAAAAAAUUGGCACUUGACGAUAGCGCAAAUAUUAUCAAAGUGGAAGAAGUUAUUUGAGCGGAGUUGUUUGAAUGGGCUUUGCAGUAACAAUAUCCCAUGUGGCUAG